UGCGUAGAGAGGAACGCGGGGGGCUGCAAAAGUGCCGACGAGCCAAAGCCGAUAAGUCUUAGCGGCGCGAUCGGUCUUCUGGCGAGCUAGUUGCCGCUAAGAAACGCCGGAGUGUGCUUGCGAUCAAGGCUACUUUUGUCAAGCUGCGAUCGGCAAUUAAAUAGAUCAAGAAUAAUGGCCAGCAUAGUUGAAGUGCCACGCGAAAACCUGACGGCUCAAGAAAUCGGCCGUCGAAAUGCCGUGCCAAUCAUAUACGCCAGAGGUACUCACUACGAAAUUGGAUUUGAUAUCGGCAGGACGUUCGCCAAGAUCAUUCGGGACUUUGUCGAUCAGUACGGACCACUGAACGAAACCUAUCUGGCACUUUACGAGACGCCGGAUGGCAGAAGAGUUUACGACGAGACGCUUGCCUGUGUCGAGGAGCAGUUUCCGCAGUACUUGAGAGAAAUCAGAGGUACUGCCGAUGGAUCCGGAGUGCCUUUUUACAAGCUAUUUCUCAUGCAUCUCGACGACAUCGUACCGAAUGUGGCGGCGAAUGGCGCAAGUGGAAAUAUCCAACCAGUCGGCUGCUCCACUGUGAUUUGCAAUCAGCCUGGACAGGAAAUACUGGGUCACAACGAGGACGCCCUCAGCGAAACUCUGAAUCACUGGUACUUGGUGGAUGCCCACGUAACGGAGCCGGGCUACCCGGACGAGAAGUUCUGCUCGUUGAGCUACGCAGGCUUCUUGCCUGGUUACACCAUGGGCUACAACCACCACGGCCUUGUCUAUUCCAUCAAUACUCUCAGCGCUAAAUCUCUGCGCUCGGGAAAAACGCCAAGGUACUUCAUUACGCGAUCGCUGCUGAGCGCGGAAAAUUACGUGCAGGCGCAGAUGAUCUUGCGAAACGAAGGCUACGGCGCGGCCGAGGGAUUCGCCGUGAACAUGACGUUCCAGCAGGAGGGCGAUCGUAUGUUUCACAACGCCGAAAUCGGGCCGGUCGAGAAGGGACAAGCUUAUUCGCAACUGAGCAUACAAACGGCCAGUCCGGGAGAAUACUUUUAUCAUUGCAACAAAUAUAUGCGGUUACCGGUGCCAGAAGUCGAUGGUUUGAUAAUCGACAGUAGCAUUCACAGGAUGCAAGCGAUAUGUAGGCAUUCACCACCAGAAAACCUUCAAGAUUUAAUCAACAUACUGAGCGAUCAAACGGAUGACGAUUUUCGCGUCUAUCAAGAAAUCCAACCAAGCGAUUUCGUCAAGACCAUUGCAACUGGCAUUUUCGAUUGCGUAAGGAAAACUUGGUCAAUUUAUACGGAUAAGCCAAACUGUACUAAGCCAAUUGUAGUGCUUCCACUGAAGUUCAAGAAUGACGACGCAGUGUGUUGGAAUACAUAAAUGAUAGGGUCACUACCUCACUCCAAAGAUUAUUAUUAUUCGUAAAAUCUCACCAAAAUGUAUUAACAUUGAAAUUCAUACCAAUGCAUCUGUCUUGCCUGAUAUACAAGUGUAUUAAUUAUGAAAAUAUGUAUUUCACUUUUCUUUUUUUUUUUUCUAAAUAAAGUGCAGAUAGCACAUGCGUCAAAAAUGAGUCAUUUAUUGCACGAAUGACAACACUACUUCCUACAUAAGGUCGUAAUUUUUUUAUUUUGCUACGGGCUCUAAUCAUCAUUGUCUUUAUGGCAAAUGAAAAAAAUUACUGGCAAUCCUUGUUACAAGUGUAUAUAUAUAAUCAUGAGUUGCUUACUUGAUAUCGAAUGUAUCGAGAACAAAAGUGUUGCCACGUGAUUGUUGUUCUCCUGAAGAGGUAAUCGAUACGAGAUAUACACAUCUCUCAACCCGAAUGUGUUGCGUAUUAAUAAAUAACAAGUUCAUUUUAAAGAAUUAAACGAGCUCGAUUCGGAUGACACAUUCCGUCGGAUUAAAGUAUCGAAUAGACGCAAAGGCGCGGUUAUUCUGACGCGACGCGGCGGUCACCAAUUCCGUCGUAAUCAUUUUUUAUCCUGUGAUUCUCGCAAAAUUGUCAUAUUGUGCGGAGAACGACCGUCAUCUGCGUACAACAUACUGCGCAACACGCGCAACUAAUAUACAACUUGCUGCAUACUGUACUGUUUGCCACGGUCUUAACGACGUCGCUUGAUUGGAUUGCUCGAUAGACGCGAAAAUCGUCAUCCAUUUGAUCGCUCAGUAUGUCGAUUAAAUCUUGAAGGUUACCUGGCGGUGGAUGCCUAUACGUAUUGCUUGCAUUUUGCGAAUGCUAUGUCGAUCAUAAAACCAUCGACUUUUAGUACUGGUAGCCCCAUUUAUUCGAAGUUCGGGAAAUUUGAAAACGCAAUUAUUUAACGGUGCCGAACUUAAUUUUGUCACUAUUGACCUGUUUAGUUUAAAUCGUUAAAAGAACUGAAUCUUGAAAAUCAUAUUUAAAAAUAUUACUAGUGAAAUUGUUUAUCUAUUGGAAUUUUUAAGAUUUAGAUGUACACUUAAUUUCCUUUUUCUUCGUUCAAGCCAAAGUUAUGUUAAUAAUUAAAAGUAGAUAAAACUUCAAUAACAAAAUAUAAAAAUAUUGAAAAUUAUCAAAAUACAUAUAUUUAACUCCUACUA
Molecule: messenger RNA, 2577 nt
Organism: Phymastichus coffea
Lineage: Eukaryota; Metazoa; Arthropoda; Insecta; Hymenoptera; Eulophidae
Gene: tan
Product: beta-alanyl-dopamine/carcinine hydrolase
Exons: 8
Coding region: 175-1374 (399 amino acids)
Source: RefSeq, a predicted model, not a curated record